AUGUGCAACCAGUCGCCCUCGUCCGCCUCGCCGCGCCACGCCGCCGAAGCCGAAGCCACCCCAGUCGCGCCGAACUAUAACCUCGGCAACCCCCUCGCCUCUCCCAACGCCAUCCCUCCGCGUACUUCAAGCUCCGGCCUCCACGCCCGCGCCGCCCACCAGUCCAGCGUCAUUUCCCACCAGUCCACGUCGCCCCCCUCGGUCCUCCGCCCCGUGUCCGAAGGCGACUGGCUCAGCCAAAAGAAGAAGCAGACGUCCAGCUGGCUCUCGCCCGCCCUUGACUCGCCCGCAAUGGCCGUCGCCCAGCAGCAGGAAGCCUCACGGCCCGACGCGCCCCAAGCGGCCCCCGACGUCGACAAGUACGCCCACGAAGACCUGCACUUCGCCCCCGAGCGCUCAUGGACCGAGGGCAAGGAAAAGGUGGUCCGCGCUCCCUUCGACUACGCCAUCAGCCACCCGGGCAAGGACUUUCGCUCUCAGGUCAUCGCCGCCUUUGAUGCCUGGCUGCAGGUCCCGCCCUCGAGCCUCCAGGUCAUCACAAAGGUCAUUGCCAUUCUCCACGAAUCCUCCCUCCUCCUCGACGACGUCCAGGACUCGUCAGAGCUGCGCCGCGGCUUCCCCGUCGCCCACAACAUCUUUGGCAUUCCUCAGACCAUCAACUCGGCAAACUACAUGUCCUUUGUCGCGCUGCGGGAGCUCCAGGAGCUCAACAGCCCGCGCGCAAUUUCCGUCUUUGCCGAGGAGCUCGUCAACCUCUACCGGGGGCAGGGCAUGGAUCUUUUCUGGCGCGAUACGCUCACCUGCCCCACCGAGGACGACUAUCUCGAAAUGGUCAGCAACAAGACGGGGGGCAUGUUCCGCCUCGGCAUCAAGCUGAUGCAGGCCGAGUCGGCCGCCAACAUCGAUUGCGUGCCUCUCGUCAACCUCGUCGGCCUCAUCUUCCAGAUUCGCGACGACUACAUGAACCUCUCGUCGACCGAGUACACCGAAAACAAGGGCAUGUGCGAGGACCUGACCGAGGGCAAAUUCUCCUUCCCCAUCAUCCACAGCAUCCGGUCCGACUCCAGCAACCUGCGGCUCGUCAACAUCCUCAAGCAGAAGACGACCGACGUCCAGGUCAAGCGCUACGCCGUCUCGUACAUGGAGAGCACGGGCAGCUUCGCCUACACGCGCAGCGUGCUGACCACGCUGAUUGAGCGGGCCCGUAAGAUGGCGCUCGAGCUCGACGCGGGCCAGAACAGGGCGCAGGGCGUCCUGAAGAUCCUGGAAAAGAUGGUAGUGGAGUAG
Hirsutella rhossiliensis is the source of this 1287-nucleotide messenger RNA. RefSeq names its product polyprenyl synthetase domain-containing protein. The transcript has a single exon. Bases 1 to 1287 code for a protein of 428 amino acids. Gene Ontology annotation, biological process: isoprenoid biosynthetic process. Gene Ontology annotation, molecular function: prenyltransferase activity. The record is from RefSeq and is a predicted model, not a curated record. NCBI's taxonomy places the organism in Eukaryota, Fungi, Ascomycota, Sordariomycetes, Hypocreales, Ophiocordycipitaceae.